CCAUGGGGUGGGUAACUGCCUCACCUCUCUGGGUUGGCAGAAGCUCUUCAAGCUGUCAGGGGCACUGAGGGGGACUGAAGGUCCAUGGAUGGGACAAGACUACUGAAAGAGACAAGAAACAUCUUUACCAAGAAAUAUUAAUUGAGACAUAGAGGUACUUUAUGAAAAAUGGUGGCAGAGGAAGUAGUGGUGACCCUUUCAGGAGGUGCACCAUGGGGUUUCCGAUUACAGGGAGGAGCCGAGCACCAGACACCCCUCCAAGUGGCAAAGGUGCGAAAACGCAGUAAGGCAUGCAGGGCAGGGCUCAGAGAGACUGAUGAGCUGGUUUCAAUCAAUGAUGUCUCCUGUGGAACACUGUCUCAUGCUGAGGCUAUGAACCUCAUCGAUAGUGGCAGAGGAACACUCCACCUGCGAAUCAAAAGGGCCCCUGCUGCCUAUCAGUCAGUGGUGGUUCUGGGUCGAGCCCCCUCGCCUCGUAUCGAUAAGGAGUACCGGGCUGCGUUGAGAGCUCUGUCCCCUCCAUUUACCUCUAAACCACCUGGUGUCAACAGAGCAUCGCUCAUGUCCCCCACUGGUGGCCUAGAGUGCCUUACGUCCCCUCCAGACAGUGAGGCAUACUAUGGCGAGACAGACAGUGAUGCUGAUGUGGCAGCACAAGAGAGGCAGCGAAGACAGAGACGACGAAGCCCAAGUAGUUCACCUGCCAAGUGCCCAAGCCAAGUCUCGCUCCAUGAGGAGGAGACUUCAGAAAUGAGUGGCUAUGAGAGCGCCCAGGAAGUAUGCAUGUACCCCCCAAAACAGAUCUAUGCUGUAUCUGACCUGGAUGGAAUAGGGUCUCCACAACAGCACGCAAUGUCCGGGGUGGCCCGCAGAGAGGUGGUCUAUAAGCCCACGCAUGCUGAGUGGUUGCACCAAGCAGAAAAUUCCUCCGAAAAUUCUGACCAAAGUCCGUCAGGAGCUGCUGAAGUGGACAGUGGCUUCCAGGAGCCACCCACUGUCCCACCUCCUCUUGUUUCUCCAGAACGGGCAAAAGAGGCUCUCAUGCUGGCAUCUCACAGACAGAUGAUACCCAUGGUGGGUCCGGUGGACAACCCAGUUGAUGAAGAACUCAGUUUGACAUACAUGGACAAGGCCAAACAAGCUAAGCUUCACAGAGGGGAGAGUUUACAGGAUAAGCAGGUGAAGGAGGCUCGAUCCAAGUGCCGAACCAUUGCCUCACUCUUGACUGACGCUCCUGACCCUCACUCCAAAGGUGUGCUUAUGUUCAAGAAGCGACGGCAGCGUGCCAAAAAGUACACUCUCACCUGUUUCGGCAGCGUAGACGGAGAAAGCUACAGUAACACAGAGGGAGAAACAGAGGACGAAGGCUUGUUUCCAGGCAGCGAGUCUGAACUAGAUGAUGACGGGUUUUCUGCUGCUCCAGACUCUACCUGGGAUUGUGGUUACUUGGACGUUCUAGACAAGAGAACUUCAGCAUAUAUUGUACCUGACAGAGAUGUGGAGCCCAGCCCAGGCCUGAACGCGUCCACAGGUAAAGGAGCCCAGCUUUUUGAACAACAGAGGAAAAGAUCAGAAGAACAUUCAUCGAAACCCCUUAAUUCCACCUCCUUCUCCAUGCCACAGCAACAAGGAGACUCAGCCCUGACAUAUACCCCAGUCACUUUGAUGACACCCCUAACUUCUCAUGGUACCAGUAUUGUGAACAGGGAGCCGAUGGUGGUGAGCAGCACAAGUGUUUUGUUGUCCUCUCCAGGACAGACGUCCAUACCAUCCAUGGCAGGAGCAUUAUCAGAGCAAGCAGACUCAUCGGCUGCCAACUCAGUGCACAACAGAACUGCCAGACCAUUUGCCCCUGGCUGUGUGAGCCACAGAGCAGCAACUGCUCCAGUUGUUUUCAGGCCCAACACCACAAAGAAGCCUGGAUCCCAGUCCUUGUCUGUGUCUGCGGCAACAAUCCCAGCUGCCUUCUCUCCUGCUGGCUCAAAGGUGAAGAAAGUAAUCUCUACAACAUCACUGUAUAUCCCUGCCAGACCAGCCACCUUUAAUGGUCCAUCCUCUUUGCUCUCUCCAUCCUCCUUAACUUCAGGUCCAUUUUCUCCUCCCCCUUCAAAUACCCCACUUUUUUCUCCAGCCUAUUCCAAACCCUCUGCCCCUUUUUCACCAAUAUCUUCUCAUCUAUCAUCCUUGAAUUCAACUUCUGGUAUGGCCCAGCCUUAUUCUCAAUCUCAAACACAAGCAAUUCCCCUUAGUCCUCCUUACCACAUGGGUUCUGCUCAAUACCAGUCACAUCCACCAGUUCAUGUACCAACACAGCCCUUCUCUCCCCCCUUUUCAAAUGCCCCUGCACCAACCAGUGCCACGCCUCCUGUCCCAACUGCUAUUCCAGCCUUUGUCCAUGCCUAUGCUCCUGUAACACCAAAUAAGCAAUCUUCCCCACCCAACAAAGUCUCUUUCAACCCAUACAUCUCUGUGGCAACCUCUACCACAGAAAUUCCAGAUGUACCCAUUGCCCAGAAGUACCCCCUCUCCAAAUCCACUGAUGGGAUCUCUUCUCAAGAGCAGCAGGUCUCAGUACCUUCUGCUCGUACUGGCAUCCUGCAGGAGGCUUGUCGUCGUGGCACCAAGAAACCAAUGUUCAGUACCCCAGAGGAGAAGAAGCCACCAUCUUUCAACCCUGAACUUCUGUCUUUAGUGCAGAACCUGGAUGACAAGUCUCGCUUGGGUGUUGAGGCAGGGUUUGAGUCUGGCCCUGAGGAAGAUUUCCUCAACUUAGGUGCUGAGGCUUGUAACUUCAUGCAGGCACAGGGAUACAAGAUGGCACCACCAGUGGCUCCCAAACCAGCUCCUCCAGCCCCUGAGAUUUCUCUGAUGCGAGGUAAAGGUGCAGAGUUGUUUGCACGCAGACAGAGCCGCAUGGACCGGUAUGUGGUGGAUAAACAGCCCAAGUCUCCUGCACAACCUCGUGAUCCUUCACCCACACCCUCCCUCCCAGCUAACUGGAAACUCUCUCCCAACAUCCGAGCCCCACCACCCAUUAAUUAUAAUCCACUGCUGUCACCAUCAUGCCCCCCAGUGGCCCAGCGUGGCAUCAAGGCCAAUGAUGCCUCAAAAGUUGGGGUUAAAACAGUGCCUGGCCAACACAAACAGGGCAUAAAAGCUCUUGACUUUGUGAGCAGGCAGCCAUACCAGCUCAGCUCCUCCUUGUUCACCUAUGGUGGUGGAGUCCCUCAGUCUAAUGCCACUUAUCAACAGCAGCAGAAUGGUGUCAGCAUGACCGGCAAUUCCCUAAACAUGCCAAAGCAGGUCCCUGUUAAAGCAAGCCGUGUGUACCAAAUAAAACGUUUCUCUACACCUACUCCUAUGUCUGCACCUACAACCUUGACCCCUACUGUACUUGCCCCUCGAUCCGCCACCACUCUUGGUGAGCCGAUGUGGCGUAGUGAUGUCACUUCCCCGCCUCCUGUUGCUCCACGACCCGCUGUGCCAUUCUCCCCACCACCACCUGCCCCGACAGCAGCCCUGCCUGCACUCCCCAAAAUAUCAACUGCCCCUGUGCCCAUCCCACAAUCCACUCCUGUGCAUGCCUAUACUCCAUUCCAGGGAGUCAAGCAGUUUAAGAGUGCCCCUGAGCUGAGUCCCCUGUCUUCUGGUAUGCAAUCCUCAGUGUCUAGGAGCAGCCAAAACCUGCGGGUACCCAGACCCCGCUUUAGUACAUCGAGCAUGGGGCUUCAACCCAAUGUGUGGAGGCCUGGUUCCAUCCUUCACUGAGAAUCUACUGUGACAUUUACUACCACCCAAAGGCAAGGGCACUCAAGUGCUUGAGCUUUGUUCUGGUAAAUGAACCAUUCAACUACAGUAAUGAUAUAGAAUUCAGUGAUAGAUUUCAUAUAUUUUGCAUGUUAACAAUUUUAACACGUUUUUCUUGCUCAUCCAAUUACACAAUUUUUACGAAAAAGAAUAUGCAACAGUAUUGUAGAUAUCUCCAUUUGUACAUUUUAGAAAUGUAUUAUUCAAAAUAUUGAGCAAGUCAUUAACUGUUUGUACCACUGUGUGCACAGGUUUGGUUCACUGUUCUGUUUCAGUUUGCAUCUCAUUUGAUUUACACAAGAUGAACAUGUAUUUUGAACCAACAGAAAACAGAAUAAUUGUACAGCAAUUAUUGAGAAGAGCUAUACAACAUAAUUGCAUGUCUGAUAAUGAUCAGUUCUGGUGUUUUCACAUGGUGGCACAAUGAAGAUAAUAGUUAUUGAUCAACUGUGGUAUUAUUUUAAUUUUAAUUGGGGCCACAAGGAAGGAGUGAUGAGGGGUGAGAAAUGUAUGACAGAAUCCAAUUGUUACAAGAUAUUGGAAGGAAAAAUCUUUGAUUUCUUGUGUACAAGUGUUAUAGAAUGUUCUAUAGAAAUGUAAUUCCUGAAGUUUCAGAGUCUCAAUAACAAAGAGAUGGAAGAGUUGUACAAAGAACGUGACCGCAGCUUGAAAUGAAAAAGAAGAAUCCUCAUUUGGAGAGAUGGUACAAACCACCUGUUGGUCUACUCAUGCUCUGAAAUUGCUAUCUCUGUCUCACCCCUGCCUUGCCGUAGCAUCUUAAACUAUCCACCUUGUGGUUGAAUAGCAUUUGUUUCUUGUUUGACAAGGAUUAGAAUGGAUGCUUGAUGCAUGUGCUCAUUUCAUCCACAUAAUGCUGCUUAUGCCAAGGCUGAGUUUGACUGAGCAUUUAUACAAGCAUGUGAAAUCCACCAUGGGGAAUUGUGCUGGGGCUUUUUCACAUGACAGCUGAAGAAGAAGAAGAAGAAAAAAACACUAGAUGAAAAACAGAAAGCACUGCUUUAUCUUUAUUUCAUAUUAUGUGAAUGUGACAUCUGAUCACUUUUCCUGGCACUUGCUCUCAUUGUGAAUGAUGCUUCUGCCAGACAAGCAUGGCAUCCACUUCAAUCACUUCUGUGAACUGUUUAACAACAUUUUUGAAAUUUCUUAGUUGAACUGAAAAUAUACUCUAAUCAAUGCACUAUAUGAACAACAUGCAAUGGUGGGUACCAUUUCUCUUCUAAGGAUAAGAUGGUUGAUCGAAAGUAAAAAUAUACCUUACUAAAACUAAGGUAAUGGGAGCAGCAUUUUGAAACGUGGCAUAUAAAGCAAGAGAUCAAUUUUAUAGCAAAAAUAGAGGGAAAAGAAAGUCAGUGCCUUUUUGACAUUAUGGGCCAUUAAGUAGAGUUAUGUAACAUUAAGUAGACUAAAUGUUCAUUUUCUAAAGUGUGUACAAUUAGGACUGUCAAAAUGAAUGCUAUGCCACUAAGAGUUUUUAAAGCAUUAAUUCUUUAGUAAAGGUGUUUUAUGUUUGCUUUACAUAUUAUAAAAACCAUGUUAUUAACUUAUUUUAGUUAAUGACACUAACUGUAGUAAUAAUGCUUUGGGAUAUUUGAGGUUAAUAGUGGGAGUACGUCUACUUUAGAUGUAGAUGGUUGAAUGUGAGAAAAGUACAAUGGGUUUCUGGAUUCUUGGAUUUGGGUGUGGGAAGAUGAAAACUAAUUUGUACCUUCUAAAACAUUAAUAUAGAGCAAUGAAAAUAAAUGUAAAA
Xyrauchen texanus (razorback sucker) is the source of this 5575-nucleotide messenger RNA. Its product is annotated as synaptopodin 2-like protein. Gene Ontology annotation, cellular component: nucleus; Z disc; actin cytoskeleton. Gene Ontology annotation, molecular function: actin binding. Lineage: Eukaryota; Metazoa; Chordata; Actinopteri; Cypriniformes; Catostomidae. Gene Ontology annotation, biological process: positive regulation of actin filament bundle assembly. Bases 169 to 3768 code for a protein of 1199 amino acids. The transcript has 4 exons. The record is from RefSeq and is a predicted model, not a curated record.